AAAAUGGGGACAGGGUGUGGAACUGCUUAAGGAUGUGUGUUUGGAGGUCAGAAAGGUCACUCAGAGGUCAAGGACACGCUCCUGGGGCGGGGCCAGCAAGGCUUCCCCUUGAGCCUCAAAUCCGCUUAACGACGCGAUGGGGCCGGGGAAGCGCGCGCCCUACCUCGCGGAAGCUUGGAUCUCGGCGCGCGCCGUAGACGUCGUGACAGAGGAGGCCCGUUGCCUUGGAGCCGGCGAAACGCCGCUCGGCCUCUGCCUCUGGGCAGCGCGCGGCCCGCGGGCCCUGGUCAUCAUGUCUGUGCUGGACGCGCUUUGGGAGGACCGGGAUAUCCGCUUCGACGUGUCAUCGCAACAAAUGAAAACAAGACCUGGAGAAGUUCUUAUUGAUUGUUUAGAUUCAAUUGAAGACACCAAAGGAAAUAAUGGGGAUAGAGGUAGACUCUUAGUAACAAAUUUAAGAAUUAUUUGGCACUCUUUGGCAAUAUCCAGAAUCAAUCUUUCUGUUGGUUACAACUGCAUACUAAAUAUCACAACAAGGACUGCCAACUCUAAAUUACGAGGCCAAACUGAAGCUCUUUAUAUACUAACAAAAUGUAACAAUACUCGUUUUGAGUUUAUAUUUACAAAUUUGGUUCCUGGAAGUCCUAGACUUUUUACUUCUGUGAUUGCAGUACACAGAGCAUAUGAAACUUCUAAAAUGUAUCGUGAUUUUAAAUUGAGAAGUGCACUAAUUCAAAAUAAGCAACUAAGAUUAUUACCACAAGAACAUGUAUAUGAUAAAAUCAGUGGAGUGUGGAAUUUAUCCAGUGAUCAGGGAAAUUUAGGAACCUUUUUUAUUACCAAUGUGAGAAUUGUGUGGCAUGCAAAUAUGAAUGACAGUUUUAAUGUCAGUAUACCAUAUCUGCAAAUUCGUUCAAUAAAGAUUAGAGAUUCAAAAUUUGGUUUAGCUCUUGUCAUAGAAAGCUCUCAGCAGAGUGGCGGAUAUGUUCUUGGCUUUAAAAUAGAUCCUUUGGAAAAACUACAAGAAUCAGUUAAGGAAAUCAAUUCACUUCACAAAGUCUAUUCUGCCAAUCCUAUAUUUGGAGUGGAUUAUGAGAUGGAAGAAAAGCCACAGUCCCUUGAAGCUCUGACGGUUGAACAAGUUCAAGAUGACGUAGAAAUAGACUCUGAUGAUCACACAGACGCUUUUGUGGCUUAUUUUGCUGAUGGCAAUAAGCAACAAGAUCGUGAACCUGUAUUUUCAGAAGAACUGGGGCUUGCAAUAGAGAAAUUGAAGGAUGGAUUCACCCUACAGGGACUUUGGGAAGUAAUGAGUUGAUCUUGAGUUGAGCUGGAUUUCUUUUUAAAGAUACGUCAAGAUUAAAGAUACUAGUCGCCUGCUAUAAGGCGUGGAAUAGUUUUUACAUUUACAGAAAAAGCUUUUAAGAAAGAAUUUUUUAAUGAUUAAGGAAAACCUCAUUUAUCUAAGAUUUACUGCCAGUUUUCUAAAAAUUAUAUUUAAAAUUGUAAUUGAAAUGUAUCCAGUUUGUAAAUAUUUUUAUUUUGUACCUAAUACUUGUAAAUUAUUAGUCUGCAGAUAUUACAUGACUGUAUCAUGUUGGGUUUAAUAAAGAAUUUAUGCAGCACCAUUUAACGUUUUGAAAGUAUUAUUUAAAAGAAUAAGACUAUUCUUAUGGAGUAAUUGAAAUCCUGCUUUUUUAAUUGUAAAAAUCUGGUUUAAAUAUAUUAUCACAUCACUCCAAAUGUAAGCCAACUCUAAAAAAAUUACAAUCCUUAAAUUUGUCAUUUUUGGGUGAUCAUUUCUGUGAAAACUAAAAAUUAUAGCUAACUCUGGAGUAUAUCAACCACUAUGUGAAGUUUUAAGCACUAUUUUAAAAAUAAUUUCAAU
Molecule: messenger RNA, 1888 nt
Organism: Equus quagga
Lineage: Eukaryota; Metazoa; Chordata; Mammalia; Perissodactyla; Equidae
Gene: BBS5
Product: Bardet-Biedl syndrome 5
Exons: 12
Coding region: 137-1318 (393 amino acids)
Biological process (GO): cilium assembly; intracellular transport
Cellular component (GO): ciliary basal body; BBSome
Molecular function (GO): phosphatidylinositol-3-phosphate binding
Source: RefSeq, a predicted model, not a curated record